Messenger RNA from Rotaria sp. Silwood2, 1398 nucleotides. The record is from the annotation of a GenBank genome assembly. Lineage: Eukaryota; Metazoa; Rotifera; Eurotatoria; Philodinida; Philodinidae.
AUGACGACAAAUGCUUCCAAAUCUCCUUUACCACAAUUUGUUUGUCAAGUAUGUGGUAAUUUUCUACAACAAGAUUCAUCAUUAGACACAAUCGAUGACCAAAUGACUAAACCAAUUGCAUCUAGUACAACAAUUUGUGAUGAAUCUUAUAAUGAACUACAACAAGGCGGUUCCGAUGGUACUAUCGUUAUUCGUAAAACAUUAGGUCGAAAACGAUUAUCGCAGAGUAGUCUUGAUAGUACAAAUGGUUUUGCAUUUGUUGCUCAUGAUUUAAAUAAAGAUUUAGAACAAAAAUCUAUGCGUGAAUAUCGAAAUGAUAUUAAUAUACAUGAAAGAUUAUAUGAUUUUCUUUCUGAACAAUAUACAUUUGAUCAUCCUCUAUGUCAAGAAUGUACAGACACACUUUUGGAUAAACUUGAUGUUGAUUUACAAAUGGCAACACAUGAAUUAACAAGUUAUAAAAAAUUACUUGAACAACUUAAUUCAUCAACAAAUGUUCCACAAGAAAAUUAUGAAAAAUUAAAGCAAGAAUUAAUUGAAUUAGAUGAAGAAGAAAAACGAAUAAAAGAUGAAUUAUUAAAAUUGGAACAAGAAAAUGAACGAUUACAAAAUGAAUCAGCACAGUUAAAAAAAGAAGAACAAUCAUUAGAAGAAGAAGAAACUAGAUAUUUACGUGAUUAUAAUGAACAAAAACGUUUAUUAUUCGAAGCUGAAGAUGAACAGAAAAGUAUUGAUAAUCAAACAAAACAUGCUCGUGCUCAAUACGAAAAAUUGAGUAAAACAAAUGCUUUCAACGCUGCAUUUCAUAUAUGGCACCAAGAACAUUUCGGCACAAUAAAUGGUUUUCGACUUGGUCGUUUACCUAGCAUUACUGUUGAAUGGUCAGAAAUCAAUGCUGGUCUUGGCCAAGCUGCUUUAUUACUUAAUUCGUUAGCUAAACGAAUUGAUCUCCAAUUUGCCAAAUAUACAAUUGUUCCAUUAGGAAGUCAUUCUUAUAUAGAAGAUUUAAAUGAACGCAAAAACGGAAAAUUUGUACAAUUACCACUUUAUACAGGUCGACGACAUCUUACUUGGGAUAAUCAAUUUAAUAAAGCAUUGAUUGCAUUUCUUGAUUGUGUUAAUCAAUUUAAAUUAGCAAUUGAAUCCAAGAAUCAACGUUUUUGUUUACCAUAUAAAAUGAACGAAAAAAAGAAAGGUGUUAUUACUGAUAGUAAUGGAUAUCAAUUUCAUGUCAGUUAUCAAGAUAGUUCACAAGAAGAGUGGACAAAAGCAUUAAAGUAUAUGUUAACUAAUUUAAAAUGGGGUUUAACUUGGAUAACGAGUCAAUUACCUGACGAUAUGACAACAUCGAAUGCAAUACCAUCUUCAUCGUCUCCAACAGUUACAUCACCUAGAUAG